GGGUGUUGGUUGUUGUUUAGCAGCUCUGCCUGUAAUCCUGGUCUGCCAUUGGCCAGAUCAAGCCCGUCCUCCCGUCAGUCUUCGCUGUUGCUCCCGCGACAAAACAACGACUGGAUAUGACCAUAGAUAUGACAGCAGCACGGUGACAACAUUAAAUUCGAGCCGAGCUGAUACUUAAACGUAUUAAUUCAACACAUUCGUGCCCAAUAAUGGGUUUUAACUCUCAGUCACUCCGUGUCAACAACGGCAGCCUCUUGAACGCACGAGGUCUGCCCACUGCUGCUCUGCCCUGAGCGGCUUCAGGCUAAUCGGCUAGCUCGCUAACCAAACCGUUUCUUUAGCACGAGGGUUGUUUUUAGCGUUACAUUAUUGUACACUUUGUUGGUUUAUCUACAGACACUUUUUUUAGAGACACGUUGAGUAUGGCGGGUGGGGCAGAAGAAGCGACAGAAGCGAGCGGUUGUGCAGGGAGGCUGCGCUCCAGCGGCGGCCUCCGGAGCGGUUCGUGCUCCGGUGGGACAUCCGAGCAGCUCCGCGCGGUCAAAACAACGCUGCUGGAGCGGUUGGGGCCACACGAGCGCCUGCUCACCUAUUUGCAGUCCGUUUUGUUGUGGGAGAGACCCUUUCACAGCGUCCUACUGUACACGGCUGCCAACGUCACGUUCUGGUUUUUUGCUCUGAGCUCUUUGAGGUUGCUCUUUCUGCUGGCAUCAAGUCUGGCUCUGGCUGUUUGUGUGGACACUUGGAGGAAUAAGAUCUGGCCCAAGAUCAGAGUUAAAAAACAAGAUGAGAGUGAGAAUGAAAGCUGGGGUCUGGUGCAGCCUGGGACGUUGAGUGUACCUGAAUUAUGCCACCAUCUGGCUGAAAUUUGGGUUACAGGGUCUACCUGUGCUACAAAUAUUGUGCAGUUCAAACGGCACAAUCCAGGGAAGUUUUGCGUGCUGGUUUGUGGCCUGUUCACCUUAGUGGCCAUGGUGGGGCGCUACAUCCCUGGACUUGUGCUUUCAUAUGCGGCUUUGCUGGGUGUGUUGCUGUGCCCACUGGCGUUGUAUUAUCGGCUAUGGCAGCGUGUGUGUGUGAAGCUGGAGCCAGCCCUGCAGUGGCUGGAUUUCAGUGCCAAAGGAUACAUGAUGUCAAAGCCUCUAGACAACCAGUUUCUUCGUAAGCCGAUCAGGAGCGGGAAUUCUGAUGAUGUUAGUGACAGUGAAGAGGAACUGGCAGCAUUCUGCCCAACGUUUGAUGAAGCAGUGGUGGCUAAGGAACUAGCACUGACUGACUCUGAGCACUCCGAUGCAGAGAUUUCAUACAUGGAUAACGGCACCUUUAAUCUCUCCAGGGGUCAAACACCACUCACAGAAGGCUCAGAGGAUCUCGAUAGACAUAGCGAUCCGGAAGAAUCAUUUGCCUGUGGGCUCCCAGACUUUCCCUCCAUAAACCCAGAUGCCACACUGAUGGAGGAUGACGAUGAUGCCAGCAUAGGGCUGCCCAGUCUUAACUCCGCUGCACCGUCAGGCCACCGUGGCUCUACCUCUGCCUUGCUGGACCUGAACACCGAGAUGGACUCGGACCAGGAAGACCUCGAACUCUCCCUCGGUUCCCUAAAUACUACCUCUGACCUCACUAGCAACCUGGCAGGGGUCAUCGCCAGCAACAUGAUCCAGGCAGCCAUUGCGGGAGCCAUGCAGCCCCGUCCACCGCAAGGCCCUCGGAGAGAAAGCGGCCCCCGGGCUGGAGCCGCUCCGAGGGGAUUCAGAAAGCAGUCGAGCUCUGAGCUGGACACAGACCUGGACUAUGACGGAGAAGACUUUGAGAUGCUAGAUCAGUCAGAGCUCAACCAGUUGGAUCCAUUCGGAGGUGGUCAAGGCGGUCAAAACCGAACCCAGGGAUCCAGCUUCCUGUCCAACUUUCUGGGGAAGCCACAGUGAGCGAAGUUUUGGGGAUGCUUUCCUCCGUCUGUCUGUUCUUUGUGUUCCUCGCACCUUGAUCUGAAUAGAAGUUUGCAGUGUUGGUUUGAAUGUCUACUGAGAUGAUGCUUUUAAUUAUUUUUUUUCUGACUGAGGGAGACGGAGAAGAAGCGUGUUUGUUUUGCACUGUUAAUGAGUAAUUAGUAUCACUUGCCAGGAUUUCUCCCCUGGCUAUAGUUGAUAUCACUGUGAAUUAAUCUUCUUUGUAGUCAGACUCUUCGUCAGAUAUGCUCCGUGAGCUUCCGUGUCCUUUUUCGUUUCGUUUUUGGGUGUGUGUGAGAAACUCGGGUGCGAAAGACUCCGAUUUACUUUGUAGGCUAAGCAAUAGGACAACAAUCAUUGAAACAUCUGGGAUCUCUUUAAAGCAAAGGUGUCAAACUCAGUCCCUGGGGGGCCGCAGCUCUGCACAGUUUAGUUCCAACCCUACUUAAACACACCUGGUCAAACUAAUUGAUUUCUUUAGGCUUGUUUGAAACCUGCAGGUAAGUAUGUAGGAGUUGAGUUGGAAUAAACUGUGAAGGACUGCAGCCUCCCAGGAACUAAGGUUGACACCCCUGCUUUAAAGGGAUAGUUCACGCAAAAAUGAAAAUUCUGUAGUUCUUUACUCAUCCUCCAGUUGUUCCAAACUUUUGAGUUUUUUUCUUAGUUUGUGUACACACAAAUCUUCUGGAGAAUGUUGGUAAGCAGCAGCCAUAGACUGCCAUAGUAUUUGUUUUUCCUACUCUGGAAGUCGAUAGCUACCAGUUUCCAACAUUCAACAGACGAACAAUAUUUCAAAUUUUUUGAACCACCUGAGGGGGAUCAAAUGAUGAGAAUUUUUUUUUAUUUUUAAGUGAACUAUCCCUUUAUUAGGAUUGGUCACUCAAAAAUGAAAGUUUGCUGUUAAUUCACUCUCAUGAUGUAUGUGAAUUUUUCUUUUCUUCAAUAUAACAGUAACAAUUUUUAGCUGAAGUGAUUUUCCUAGCAAAAUAAAAAAAUGAAUAGUUCAAUAUUUAAUAGGAAUAAUAAUUAAAAGAAAUUGAUAGUUGUGACUUUUGGCGGUACAUUGAGGUUUUGUGAAGUGAAUCAAUCGUGUAACCAGAAGCUCCAGAUUUUGUGAAUGCACUCAGAAGCUGUUUUAAAGGUAAUAAUAAAUGUUCUUCAUUAUAUUUCCUGGACAGACAGACCAAUCAUUUCUCUUUAUUAGACCUCAAUGUAUUAUCAGAAGCCAUGAGUAUUAAUUCAGUUUUGCCUGUAUAUGUGUUUUUGACUGUCAAAGUACUGACAGCAAUUGAUUUGAAUUUUCUGACUUGCCAAAGAGCACAGUUCAGCUAAAAAGUCCUUUAAAGAGAAAAAUAAGAUCUAUCAACAUCUUGUGUGGCCUAUAAGCGUGAGUAAAUUAAAAGCCAAUUUUCAUUUUUGAGUGAACUAUACCUUUACCUUCUUCUAAACCAGCAAAUUUACCUACACAUCUUAUAAAGUUUUCACAUCUUUCUUUUUCAUACUGACUGUGUUGUUUGUGUCUUCUAUAAUAACACAAGGGACCAAAUCAGACAUUCCACCAUCAGUGCUGACCAUGUGUACAAAUAUGAAGUCGCUGAAGAUCUCGUGAAAUCUAUAGUCAAGACAUUGCUGAGCAAAGACAUCUGAAGUAAUGGUCACGUAUUUAAACUGCAGCCUCAUCUCAUGUUAAUAAAUAAUUUACUUACCCUCAUAUACUUUUUUCAAACGUUCUUUUUUUCUGUGGAGCAUAAAAACGGAGGUUUUGAGAAAUUGUUUUUUUUUUUUCAAUCGUUUUAGACAAUUUAUUGGAUAUCAGUAGAUCAAAACUGCUAUUUUAGCAACAUGAAUCAAAUUUCUUCAUGUUUCACAGAACAAAAGUCAUACGGUCAAAAAAUUCAUAGUUAAUUAGUGAUUUUGUUUUUAUUUGUGAACUGACCCUUAAAGAGUUUUCCUAUGGUCACUAAAUAAUAAACAACAGUCAGUUCUUCACUUUACCGUAUAUUUGCACCUAACCUUUCCUCAUCCUUUUUUUUUUUUUUUUGCUUCUUUCCAUGCUAACAUUCUUAAUCAAUUCAAUCAUAUAGCAAAGAAAAGACAUAUUUCGAAAAUCAGAAAUACUAUCUUAAAUAUAUAAAUAUGUUCAUUGCCUGGUCAUUUUGCUUCAACUCUACAAUAGCUUUUUUUUUGUCAUUUUAGCUCAUGUAGCAUUUCUUCCACAGUGACAUUUACAUGUAUGUUCAUAUGGGGCUGGAUUUCUUUCUUCAUUACUUGAAAACCAAGAGUCAGGAUCAAUGGUAGCAAAGAUUUUCUAAAACAAGAUUUCUCUAGUAAAAAGUAAGGCAGAUUUUUCACUAUAUUUUCCUUCAGAUUGCUGUUUUUUUUUUUUAUCUGUUCAUCUAUCAGUCAGUCUAAAUAAAUAUGAAACAUGGCCAGCUUGUUUAACAGCUCAGCAAUGCUGUUCAUCUGGAUAUUAAGGCAGUACAUUAAUUUUGUUUGUAAUGACUCUACCUCAAACAAGACAUUGGGCUAUAACUGCCACCUGUUCAUACACAGCCUUUAGUCAAACACACCUUUAACUGUUAGGACUUUACACAGGAACUUUUUUAUAUAUACAGGUCAAACUAUAUCCUCUGCAUCCUGGUCUGAUAUGAGAUUCGGAGCAUUAAGUACAGUACUAAGACACAAAGGAUUUAACUUCAUCCUUUCUAGUGUGAUGGAGCUGUUGGAAAGAAAUGAGUGGAAUUUGCUGUUUUAUUUGCUGUUUUUUUAGUACAUGCUGACCCAUUUUUCUUUCAGCUUUGCACUUUUGCCAGGUUUCUGUUUCUCUGGCGAUGCUGAUUAUAUAGAUAUCUUUGCUGGCUUUUAGAUUUCAUUAUUGCGUAUAUGCUGUAAAGCAGGAUCACAGCAAUGAAAAGGCAUUCUGUUAUCAGAGAUCAGUCAAAUAAAGGUUUCUUGUUUUAUUUUCCAAGCAAGCAGUUUGGUUUCCUCAUUUUAAUUUAAAGUAAUGAAGCAUUGAGGAAACAGCUUGUCUUUUUUUAUCUCUGUAUUCGCAGUCUGUCACUUCCUGCUGUUCCAGUUUAUUACAUUUCAAAUCCAAGUCUUAUUUUAUCCAGCCAACUUGACGUAGUUUAAAAUCAGUUUAGAGUGUUGCUGUGAUUUACUCAAACCCUUUUUUCUUUUUUGUUUUGUUUUGCUUAAUUGUGAGCCCUAAGGUUUUGAAUUGCUGCUGAUUUAUUUAGAUUUUUUUUUUUUUUUUUUUGAUUGCUGUGGAUUUAUUUUUCAAGGUAAUUUAUGUGUUAUAUGUGACGUGUGGGAUAGUUUUGUUUUUCUGGAUUGCUGAAAUGGAUGAAGCAUAACACAUAGUUAUUUUUAGAUUCCAAAGCCUAUUUUUUUCCUUUUUAAUUUAGUUUAUUUAUCAUUAUAAUUCAUACAGACACGUUUAAUUGUUAACAAAAGCAAUUCAGAAAAUAUUUGGGUUGAAAAAUUGAUUCAUUGAUUUGUCUUCUGAAUAAAAUGCAUGGAAAUAUUUUGUCAUUCUAAUGAAGUGUGUCAGUGUAAUUACCAUCCAAUGGGAAAAUUCUCUGGACAUUUACCUCGACUAUUCAUCUUUUCGUGUUCAAUUCAAACAGAAGUCACCAGCAAUUUAAACGGAACAGUGGAUUUCUGGUUUAAAGGAAUGGAAAUAAUGUCCAGCGUCAUCUAUUGGUGUUGUAUUGGUGUUAGUGAUUUAAAUUGAAAUCAGUUUGAAGUCAUGUUGAGGCAAAUGCAAAAUACAGAAUCACUCAUCUUUCUUCGUGUGAGCGUUUUUAUUUCCAGGAGUCUUUCUGUAGCUGGAUUCUGCAGUGUCAGUGAUUUUUAUUUCUGUAAACAAGUAUUUCCCUUUACUUCCCAUUCUCUGUAAUUAGUUUUUGAUAACUUUUUGAUGUGCAAGACAAUAAACUGAUGAAUGAACAAAC
Molecule: messenger RNA, 5902 nt
Organism: Danio rerio (zebrafish)
Lineage: Eukaryota; Metazoa; Chordata; Actinopteri; Cypriniformes; Danionidae
Source: RefSeq, a predicted model, not a curated record